AUGACCGCAUUCGUGUGGUCUCGGCUGAUGACCCGCGUCGGCGAUGAAAGUCUCGCUGUUGCCGAAGAGGAUGCGGAUAUUUAUGCCGAGAGAGAAGAGGUCGCCAUUCACGAUGUUGUUGUCCAGAUGUUCGAAUCGCUGAUUCCAUCAAACGUGGUCAAUGCACUCGCUACUGAUAGUCUUCUAGCCGUGCUUGUGACCUCCGUGAUUGUGGGGUAUUUAAUCAACGGACCGGACUCCUCUCUCCUCCGUGCAACCAAGGAAGUCGAGCGAAUAGUCCUUGUCAUCAUCACCUUCCUCAUCAAACUUGCCCCCAUUGGGGUUUUCUUCCUAAUUCUUCCAAACCUGUUCCGACUCGACCUUGCUGAGAUCGGCCAGAAUCUAGGUGUUUUGAUCGGUGGAAGUGUUGGCGGCAUGUUUAUACACCUAUUCAUCGUUCUUCCUAUUAUCUACUUCGCGAUCGUCAGGGAGAACCCUUAUACAUUUUGGUUCAAGAACUCACCUGCCUGGCUUACUGCCUGGGGAACAGCUUCCUCUGCCGCCACAUUGUCUGUAACUAUGAGGUGCAGUCUUCAAAGAGGUGUUCCUAAGACUAUUGUCGACUUCGCAGUACCCCUUGGCUGUUUGAUCAACAUGGAUGGAACUGCGAUCUAUUUCCCUCUCGUUGUAGUGUUCAUGGCGGUGACCCAGGGUAUUACACUGAAUGGCGCCGACUAUGUCAUUAUCUGUCUUCUCUCCACCCUUGCAUCUAUCGGCACAACGCCUAUACCGAGCUCGUCCCUUGUUCUCACCGUUAUGAUAGCUGGUAGUGUCAACGUGCCGCUGACUGGAAUGUACGCUGUUGUCGUGGCAAUUGACUGGUUCAUCGACCGUUUCCGGACAGCUACAAAUGUUAGCGGGGACCUGUUCGCGGCGAAGAUUAUGGAGAGGUUAACGGGCAUUAAAGAUCCUGACAAUGCCGCCUCUGUGCAAGAAAAUGAGCAACAACAGAUGCAUCACAUUGGUGACCCUUCUGAUAGAGUUUGA
Molecule: messenger RNA, 1026 nt
Organism: Phaeoacremonium minimum UCRPA7
Lineage: Eukaryota; Fungi; Ascomycota; Sordariomycetes; Togniniales; Togniniaceae
Product: putative excitatory amino acid transporter 2 protein
Exons: 2
Coding region: 1-1026 (341 amino acids)
Biological process (GO): L-glutamate transmembrane transport
Cellular component (GO): plasma membrane
Molecular function (GO): L-glutamate transmembrane transporter activity; neutral L-amino acid transmembrane transporter activity; glutamate:sodium symporter activity
Source: RefSeq, a predicted model, not a curated record